CUUCUCCGGUCUUGGCUUUGAGUCUACACGAUGCUCGAUAGUUCGGGCCAAUGUCCACACGAGCAAGGCCCUCGCGACACGUCAAUUAUUUAUUUCUAGACUCAUCCCACCCCACGCGGGCUUGCUGAUACUGGAACAAGCCCAUUAGCUCACGGAAAUCUUCCCGUCCUCCUCAUCGUCUCUCUUCUUUCUCCCUCCUAUAAAUACAACACCGGCCUCUACCCGUCUCUCUGGUAAGUAUUAUCUCUCACCUCGUCUCACCAACCACACCACUCUUCUCUUGUGCUUUCACCUCUCCAACCUACCCCUCUCACUCACACUUUGCUCACAGCUCUCUCAUUCAUCCAGCUCACCCACCAAAUCAGCCCAUUAUGACCGUCUCCAACGGAAGCAGUGGCGCUCGCCGCACCCUCCCCGUCGGCAUCUACGCCCCCACCAUGACCUUCUUCGACCCCGAGACGGAAGAUCUCGACAUCCCUACCAUCAAGAAGCACGCCGAGCGUCUGGCCAAGGCUGGUCUUGCCGGUCUGGUCGUCAUGGGUUCCAACGGAGAGGCUGCCCACUGCACACGCGAGGAGAAGCUGGCUGUGACCAAGGCCACCCGUGAGGCUCUCGACGCCGCCGGCUUCCAGAGCACCCCCAUCAUCCUCGGUGCCACCGAGGGCAGUGUCCGCGGCACCAUUGAGCUCUCCAAGGCCGCCCUCGAGGUCGGCGCCGACUACUCUCUCAUCCUUCCCCCCUCCUACUUCCGCGCCCAGAUGGACGAGCAGGCCAUCUACGAUUACUUCAUCGCCGUCGCCGACCAGAGCCCCAUUCCUCUUGUCCUCUACAACUACCCCGGCGCCGUCUCCGGCAUCGACAUGGACAGCGACCUGCUCAUCAAGCUGGCCGAGCACCCCAACAUCAUCGGCACAAAGUUCACCUGCGGCAACACGGGUAAGCUCACCCGCGUGGCCUCCGCCACCAACGCAAAGACCCCUUGGUCAGAAGGCUCCGGCUACAUGGCCUUUGGUGGCAUAUGCGACUUCACGGCCCAGACCCUCGCCAGCGGCGGCAGCGGCAUCAUCGCCGGCGGUGCCAAUGUCAUGCCCAAGGUCUGCGUCAAGGUGUGGAACCUCUACUCGGAGGGCAAGAGGGACGAGGCCAUUGAGCUCCAGAAGAAGCUCAGCCGUGGCGACUGGUUCCUGACAAAGGCUGCCAUCGCGGGCACCAAGGGCGCCAUCCAGAGCUACUACGGCUACGGAGGCUUCCCAAGACGGCCUCUGAGACGUCUGGAGAAGGCCCGUACCCUUUCUAUUGAGGAGGGCAUCAAGGAGGUCAUGGACAUUGAGAACUCCCUGUAAUUGGAGUGCAAUUUUCCUCGUUCUCAUGAUUUUAUGCACUCAUGAGAAAUGAUCUAAGCGUGCGGGCAACUUUUUUUGUGCCCGGCGUGACAGAUGGUGGGGUAAACGUCCCCUCCCUCCACCGAUCACGGCCGUGGGGGUAGUUUCCCCGGGCUAGGUCUCGGAAGAAUGUCCGGGGUGAUGAUGUGCCGAGCUCUUUGGCGUACCCCCCACCUCACUCUCACCAAGGUACCUAGCCUGACAUAGCUCGGACUUUUUUGUCCUCAUCCCCCCCCCCAAAAAAGACAUAAAGUGGGUUGGCAUCUAUCGAUAGUUUUAUAGGGAG
This is a messenger RNA of Colletotrichum scovillei, 1668 nucleotides long. RefSeq names its product dihydrodipicolinate synthetase. The transcript has a single exon. Lineage: Eukaryota; Fungi; Ascomycota; Sordariomycetes; Glomerellales; Glomerellaceae. Bases 372 to 1343 code for a protein of 323 amino acids. Gene Ontology annotation, molecular function: 4-hydroxy-tetrahydrodipicolinate synthase activity. The record is from RefSeq and is a predicted model, not a curated record.